UGUGAUUGUUUCUUUUGACUAUUGACCAUCCAAUAAAGGGAUUUGGGUUUUUUGAUAAAAUAUAAUACAAAUUCCUUUGUUGAUUGUUGUGAUCUUUAAUAUCUUGUCGGCUGGAAUAUCCACCUUAAACAAGUAACUUUAAAAUAUGUCUAGGAAAACUUAUUUUAAGCAAGAAUGGCUAGACGAAAAACUGUGUCCAGAAUGGUCUUCAAUAAUAGCUGCAGUUUUAGGAGAUAAAACUAGUUUUCUAUGCAAAAUAUGCAAUAAGAAAGUUACUUUGUCAAAUAUGGGGAGACAGGCUAUACUAUCCCAUAUAAAAUCUGAGGGGCAUAAAAAGAAUAUUAAGAUUCGAGAACAAAAUUGUGGAAUCUCUAAUUUCUUCAGUGUUAAAUUAGACCUGAAUAAUAGCAGCGAUGAAGUGUUACCAAGUAGCAGUACUGGCACACCUAAAACUACAUAUAUGGGUUUUACAAGUUUUUUCUCAAAAAACGCAAAUGUUUGCAAAGCAGAAAUCUAUUGGGUGCUCCAUUUGGUAGAGACACAUGGUUCACUAAAUAGUGUCAAUAAAAGUAUUCCUCUAUUUAAAUUAAUGUUUCCUGAUUCUAAUAUUGCCCAAAAUAUGUCUCUGGGAUCUACGAAAGCGUCCUAUUUGUGCUGUUUUGGAUUAAAUGAGUAUUUUAAAGAAAUACUAGACCAUACUUUAAAGAACAUGGAACAUUACGUUAUAUGCUUUGAUGAGGCCUUAAAUAAAGUGUCUCAAAAAGGACAAAUGGACUUAGCAGUACGUUAUUAUAAUGAUUGCACUGAUUUUGUCCAGACCCGAUACUUAACAUCUGUAUUUAUAAAUGGCAGGCCUACAUCCGAAAACAUCUUAAAACAUUUUUUGUUGGGUAUUCAGGAAUUAAAAGUUAAUAAAAUCAUUCAAAUAUCCAUGGAUGGUCCUGCAGUGAACUGGAAAUUUUACAGACUAUUAAAGGAAAAAUUAGGUGAUGAAUGUUCAUUGGUGGACCUAGGGUCCUGCGGUUUACACAUUAUUCAUGGAUCACUCCAAAGUGGCCACAAAGCAAGUGGUUGGUCAGUAAACAGUUUCUUAACAGGCCUAUACUGGUUAUUUAAAGAUGCCCCCACUAGAAGGUCUGACUUCAUUGGAAUUACGAAGACAUCAAUAUUUCCUUUAAAAUUUUGCCAGACAAGGUGGGUUGAAGGGUCUCGUGCAGCUAAUCGUGCAUUGGAAAUAUUUGAUAGUGUAAAAUUGUACGUUCAGAGUGAUACUGUAAAGUUACCACAUUCGACCUCAACAAAAAAUGUUUUAAAUGGUAUAAAAGAUUAUUUAUUACCAGUAAAAAUAGCAUUUUUUUCUAUGGUGGCAAGUACAUUAGAACCAUUUUUAACAAAAUUUCAAAGUAAUUUCCCUCUUUCACCAUUUUUGUAUACUGAAACAUAUAUGCUAAUUACAACACUAUUAGAAAAAUUUGUAAAAGAAGAACAUAUUCCUAAAGUUGAUAAACUUUUUUAUAAAUUGGACUUUAAAAAUCAAGAUAUUUUGUUACCACUUACUAAAAUUGAUAUAGGUUUUGCUGCAAAAAGACUAUUAAACAAGGCCAAUUCAAACCAGAAAAACAAACUUAUUUUCUUUAAGGAUUGCCAGAGCUUUUUAAUAGCCACUGUUUCAAAAAUAUUAGAGAGGUCGUGCUUGAAAUAUAAUAUGGCCAAAGGUAUUUCUUGUCUUGAUCCCAGUGUAAUUAGGUUCAGUGCUUCACUGGCAGAGAAACGCAUCAUUACUGUGUUGGAGGAAUUUUACGAGAAACAUUUAAUUAGUUCUGAAACUGCAGAAAAGGCUAAAAAUCAAUUCAAAUUAUUAGUUAGAACGCAACAAGAAGUAUUUAAGAGUUACGGUAAUGAACAUUUGGAUAAGUUUUUCAGUAAAUUGUUAAAGAAUAAACCUGAAUUUUAUGAACUAUGGAAUGUUGUCAAGAUGAUUUUAAUCUUUUCGCAUGGCAAUGCUUCAGUAGAAAGUGGCUUUUCUAUUAACAAACAAUUGCUGGUAGAAAAUUUGCAAGAAAAUUCAAUAACUGCCCAACGAGUAGUUUACGACAGUAUUAUGUGUGCGGGAGGAGGAAGUGAGAUUAUUAUAAAUGAAAAAAUGAUGAAAUAUUGUCGACAGGCACAUAGUAAAUACAAAACAGCUCUGGAAGAGAAACGAAGAUGUAUUGAUGAAGAGGCCAAAAAAAGAAAUGAGAAGCGGAAAAUCGAAAUUGAAAUAAAAGAUUUACAGUCAAAGAAGAAAAAACUGGAUGCUACUUUAUUGGCAGAGAAAAAAGAAAUUGAUGAUAAAUUACAAUUGUUAAAAAAAAAUCUAUUUUAAAUUAUUUGAUUUGAUACAGUGGCAGCUGGUGAAAUUUCAGGUAUGCCAUAUCUCGAUAGUCAGACAUGAACCAAAUGUUAGGGUAUAUGUAUUGUGAUCAUAUAAAGAACUUUUCUAGAAGGAGAACAAUUUUGCAAUUUGAAAAAAAAUUUGAAAAAAUUGUCUGUAGGGAUUUUCAGACUGGCUUCUUUAAUUUUCACGAAACUUUUUUUCAUAAAUUAAAUGAAAGGUUAUCGAGGUAUUUAAAAUGUAUUU
Anoplophora glabripennis (Asian longhorned beetle) is the source of this 2620-nucleotide messenger RNA. RefSeq lists its product as uncharacterized. The transcript has 2 exons. The record is from RefSeq and is a predicted model, not a curated record. The coding region runs from base 146 to 2365 and encodes 739 amino acids. NCBI's taxonomy places the organism in Eukaryota, Metazoa, Arthropoda, Insecta, Coleoptera, Cerambycidae.